Molecule: messenger RNA, 573 nt
Organism: Colletotrichum truncatum
Lineage: Eukaryota; Fungi; Ascomycota; Sordariomycetes; Glomerellales; Glomerellaceae
Product: peptidyl-lys metalloendopeptidase
Molecular function (GO): metalloendopeptidase activity
Source: RefSeq, a predicted model, not a curated record
AUGCGGAUUCUCAAGUUGUGUAGUUUACUCUCCCUCCUGUCUGGAGGCUGGGCUGCUACAUUUACAUCGUGUUCUGAUUCCCAGAUAGCCACCCUUGAAGCAGCUAUUGAAAGAGCGACCAACAAGUCAUACGCUGCCAUAGAACAUCUAGAAGCAAAUCCAAACGGAAGCGAUAUUCAAACAACCUGGUAUGGUGCUUUUAGCACCGAGAGAUACAAUCGGGUUUUGACUGCUUUCAAGAAAAUUGCACCCGAUAUCGCCACGACAUUCUCUUACGACUGCGCAUGCACCAGCAAUGUUGUCUUCGCCACUAUUGGUGGCCGGUACGGGGACGUCAAGAUCUGUAGUGUCUACUUCAACGAAGCACUGCUCCCACCCACAGGCCGGCAUCGUUCACAAUGGGACACUAUAAUACACGAGGCAGCUCAUUUCAGGGAUGUCCUGGGCGCAAUUGAUUACGGUUACGAUGUCGAUUACUGUAAACAAUUCGCUCGAGAAGACCCGAACAAAGCUGUUAAGAACGCUGACAACCAUGCUCGAUUCGCGGUGGAGGUGCCUCCUUGGGGUCCAUGA